ACCUAAUGCUGGUGCCAAGUCAAGUGGCAUUUUGGAUAAAUAAGGAGUUAGUCAAUGUCAUUCUUCCAACUCUUUUAUUAGUAGCUUUAAAAACAAGUCGCCACACCCCUCCUCUUCUUGUCCCGACUUAAGCAACUGCAGCAUAGAAAAAUAUACAACAGCCAAAACAAACAAACAAACAGCAUGUCUAAUCCCUCUGGUUUUCUCCUGGCCGUUUCCUUAGUCCUCACAACUCUGAUCAUCUCCUUGUCGACCGUCGAAGCAGGUGGUGACCACCACUUGAUCAACUGGGUUCCGACCAAGGCUGGCUGCCAGGGCUCCAUGGCUGAGUGCAUAACUAACGAUGAGUUUGAUAUGGACUCCGAGAUAAACAGGCGCAUAUUGGCAACCACGCAGUACAUAAGCUACGGAGCUCUGCAGAGGAACACCGUGCCAUGCUCUCUCAGGGGUGCAUCCUACUAUAACUGUCAGCCAGGCGCACAAGCUAACCCCUACAGCCGAGGUUGCAGUGCCAUUACCCGUUGCCGUAGUUAAGGUUAUUCCGCAACUCCCCCACCCCCGCUGUUUUUUUUCCUGUCUCAUUUUGUUUGUCAUUUGUAAGAUAAAAAUAUACCAAUAAGGUUGAUUUAGUCAGAAUAUCAGGCUCCUCUCUGGUGAGAUGGAGAAUCUAUGUUGUUGAAGAAAUUCCCUGAUACGUUAUCAUGUAAUCUUGUGUGUUUCUUUGCCCUUUUAAUUUGCUGCUUUCGAAUCUUAAUUACCUUGAAGUUUCAA
Molecule: messenger RNA, 771 nt
Organism: Theobroma cacao (cacao)
Lineage: Eukaryota; Viridiplantae; Streptophyta; Magnoliopsida; Malvales; Malvaceae
Product: rapid alkalinization factor
Biological process (GO): calcium-mediated signaling
Cellular component (GO): plasmodesma
Source: RefSeq, a predicted model, not a curated record